GCUUCCUUCACCUUGGCCUUGACCUGGGGCCUGAGAUUAAGGCCAGAGACAAUGGGUCACUUAUAACUUACACUCCCCCCGCACGCCCCCUUUUGGGCCUGGCAAUGAAUUUAAAAAAAAUCGCGGCCCAACGCUAUCCUGUGCUUGCUGCUGGGCACCAUGUUUCAUACGCUAAUAAUAAGAGCAGCCUUGCCCUUGUCAUUGCGAGUUUCCCUGUCGGCAUGUGGUAGGUACACAACCGAGUCCAGGUUUAAAAUUAUCUAGGACUGUCUGUUGUGUUUAUCUCAGAAUACGGAUAAUAAACAUGGUGUUGGUCUUGGUUUUGACAGAGCAACAGAGGAGGAAGAUUAUUGCGAUGGACAUUUUUGGGCAUCAACAGUUUGUCUGUGGUCUGAAGGUCUGAAAAGUCUGGAGUAUGUAUGUCUUGGUCGGUGUGUUUUGCUCUUCAGCUAUUGUUUCAAAGAGCAUCAGAAUUGCAUCCUUUUCUCAAUGGCUUCUGACGAAUGCAUGGAUGGAUAUGGAUAUGUAUGUCCAACAUCAAGACGCACACGCCCUCACGGCGUAUAAUGUCGUCGGCCUUGUUGUUGGCGGCCAUUGAGGUGGACUUCCAAUCCCCAAUGCCAUCCUUGUUCCAUGCAAUCCUCGAUCACCCUUGUCAAACAUGAAUAUUUUGCCUUUUUUCUUACUUCAAGGAUAAAUUUUCAUCGCGAGAUGCCUUCCUUUAUUGAUGGAGUCUACGACAGCCUUGCUCUCUGUCUAACAGCUUUGCCGCACUUUGAAAUGACUGAUCCGUCCCAUCGCUCGAUAUCCGGCCCUGUCGAUUGUUAUUGCCAUUCUUGACCGAUACUGUCCUCAAUGGCCCUCCGAGUGGAUGAGCCGGUGACUCAUAGCUAUCCCUUCCCUUGAUGCUGGCGCUGACAGUGUCUGCAGCUCGAUGCAUAUACCCUUUGGUUUGCUGUAUUGAUGUCCAAACAAACCCGCGGCCCCGUCAUAUCGGUCCCGCCAUGCACCCCAAGUUAGAAGCCGAUUGGCAUCCACCACACGCACUGCCUUGUCUAGUAGACACAGACGCAGACGCAGACAUACAUACGCAGACACGUUGCUGUGUGCACCACCAUCAAUCAAGCUUCACGAUAGAGGGGAGGCGGGAGAGGGUACUACCCCCGGCGUGUAAGUGAUGGAGGGGCACGAUAGAACAACAGAAUGAGCUCUUCUCUUCUUUCGAUCAGGACUUUUGCAUGGCGGAUAUGCGUCUGCAGAACCCUGGUGCUUUUUGACUUAUCCUUACACAACAGCUCUCCUCUAUUCGCUGCGUCAAGCGACCAUAUCCAAACAACAAAGCCAAUGCCCCUCCAAAAAUAAAUUCGAAAAAAAUCAAUGGUCCUUGGCAACAAGUUUUCCAGGUUUCCCCUCCCCCUCCAACAGCCUAGCCAACCCUACUGCGGACGCUAUAACAACAAGGCGGUCUUUUUCAGCGUUUUUUUUUUUUCUCUCUGCCUUCCUCACCGACUCUUGCAAAAGACAGUGCCCGUUGCUCGGGUGCGUGCCGUUGAUGGGGAUGCACCAUCGCGGGGCCCUUUUGUAAAGACGGGCCGCUAUCAGAGGGAGCACAGCGCUUCAAGGACAGGCAGGACUCGAGAGAGAAAGAAAAAAAAGACGGACUCCAUCGCCCUGCAGCUCCCCGAGACCUAGAUCACGACGUGGACGCAAAACGGCCAAGGCUGAAGGUAUACAAGGACCAGAAGCUGGCCGCAUAGUGACGUAUGCAGGAUCCCACAGAUCCAUCGCGGCUCUCAGUGAAACGUUGUUGUUGAUGAAGGCUCAGAGAGAAACUGUGUGUGUGUACUACGGUAGGAAAUCUGCAUGUUGCCAGUAUCAUGGCGUGCAGUAAAGUUGCUUCUCUAGUGUUUUCUAAUGCUCAAGAUAUAUACAUACAUACAUUUACAUAUACAUUACAUUACAUUACAUUCUGACUAGACUUGAAGCCGUUGCAGAUGUAACCCUUCCGCUAACACAAGACAAGAUCAAGCGCCG
Messenger RNA from Fusarium verticillioides 7600, 2034 nucleotides. RefSeq lists its product as hypothetical. The transcript has a single exon. NCBI's taxonomy places the organism in Eukaryota, Fungi, Ascomycota, Sordariomycetes, Hypocreales, Nectriaceae. The record is from RefSeq and is a predicted model, not a curated record. Bases 1378 to 1692 code for a protein of 104 amino acids.